Triplophysa dalaica is the source of this 7673-nucleotide messenger RNA. RefSeq lists its product as uncharacterized. NCBI's taxonomy places the organism in Eukaryota, Metazoa, Chordata, Actinopteri, Cypriniformes, Nemacheilidae. The coding region runs from base 896 to 7174 and encodes 2092 amino acids. Gene Ontology annotation, molecular function: nucleic acid binding; zinc ion binding. The transcript is spliced from 2 exons. Gene Ontology annotation, biological process: DNA integration. The record is from RefSeq and is a predicted model, not a curated record.
GUAUUUUGAAUAUAUUUGAAAUACUCAUGUACUUUUAUUUUGACAUUCCGAAAACCGGAAGUAAGCCCCGUAACCAAAGCGCAGGGACCAAGCGCACAUGUAGCGAUUCAUGCUAGUUUAAUUCUUUAUACUCCCUGUUUCAACUGCGUAUAAGUUUAAGUAUAUUUGACUUUGAAGAUUGCUUCUGGGAAAUGACUCUGCCGUUGGUUGAGAAGCAGGCUAAAGUGUUCUACGGUGUUAAAGUGUUAAUAAACAUCUGUGUAUGGAACCGGAGUCUCGCAUUCAAUCGAUGGGCGGCAUAGUAGAACACUACUGCAACGGUAAAGGCUCUGAGCGGACGAAUACGGGCUGGCUGCGACCGCGUGCGGUAAACGAGAGGUCAACUUGUGAAUGGUUCGUGUGAAUCCAAAGGGGCAAGUGGACAAGGCUACACAAGCAAGCACGUCGAAAGGAGUGUGUCGAAAGUAGCGCAAGUACUGCCAUGAUAGCACACGGACGUUUCAUUUGUGUUUUUUCCUCUUAAAUCAGCAGUCGUCAUUAUUUUGUGCUGCAGUUUGAUUAUCUAGUAAGAAACAAAGAAACUUAGCAGAUAUGUAAAUGAACCAUUCUCCCAGUUGAAUCUAAGAAGUUCUAAGUUAAAUUCAAAGUUUGUUCCAACAAGUAAGUUUUCAUAUUUAAACUGUGACGAAUUAUUAUUAUUUCUCACUUUGUUAAUUGCCUUUUAUUGCUCAUUUAUUGAAGUGUGUUAUUAUAAGACUGUAGUGUGUUGAUGUGCAAUAUUCAAAGGUUAAGCUAAGGGAAGCAAAGAGAUUAGUUUUGCAUUUAAUUUUAUUUCAUAUUUGCACACAUUAGACAACAGAAUACAGUUUAAUCAAAUACAUCACAUGCAUUUAAUAUGUCACACUCAAAGGAAAUCACCUUUCUUCCUACUGAAGAGGUCACUCAUGGAGACUUUCAAGAAGAUAGUGACGCAGAAAGGACUACCCUAUCACAGCAAGCUGACGCUGAUGAGCAAGUUGAAGACACAUCGCAGGCCACACAAUCUCAGGUUGGUGUGGAUGACACACAAAUGAUUCCUGGAAUUAGGAAAUCUGGACGCAUACAAAAGCUCACUGAAAAGGGCAAAGCUCUGUUAGAUGACAAAUUGAAAGAUCUAACUGUAAGUUUUGUAAAGAUGUACAGAAGAUGGAAGUAUCAUAUCAAUGGCUUAAAACGGUCCAUUAAGAAUAAUGAUGCUGAUGAUCUGAUUGAGGAGAUUGUAAAUGCAAUCAAUACCGCACAAGUGGACAUGGACAUUACUUACCUCAAAAUAAGAGCAAUUUCAACUCCUGAACCAGACAUUCGGAGAAUGAAUGACACAUGCCAGGCAUUUACUAGGAUUGCAAAUACAAAUGUUCAACAUUUCCGCAGUGAUGAUGAUACACAAAUCAUAACUUGGCCUGAUGCUAAAUCAGUAUUUGAAAGCACAGUGUCUAGUGGUUCCUCCGUUCAAACCGCUAAGUCAAAGGUUCCUUCCCAAGUAUCCAGACACUCUUCUAUCCUGUCCCUUAAUGCAAAACAGGCGGCAGCCGAAGUUGUGGCUACGCAAGAAAUGAUGAAGAUAACAAAUGCACAACAUCAGCAGAAGGAAGAAAUUCAAAGACUUGAGGUGGAAGAUCAAAUCUUGAAGGCUGAAAGAGAAGCUAUAGAAAAGGAAAUUGAAGCAGAGAGUGCUAAAAAAAGAGCUCAGUUCAUAGCAGAAAGUGCUGAUAGAAAAAUGAAGCUGGAAGGAAAAAAGAGAGAAGUACAAAGGCUAGAAGAACUUAAAGGGCAUGUUGCGGCUCAAGCAAGACUGCAGGUUUAUUCAGAAUCUGUCGAUCCACCACUAGCACUUAACCCUUUAAUGGAUCAAUUUUUUCCCUCUCAAGCACCAGUCUCACAAGCUCUACUUGCGCAACAAGCCAAGCCCAGUCAAGUCCAGCACCCUCAUGAGGUUACAGCCACUAAAUCCCCUCUCCUAUAUCCCUCCAUGUACACCUCAUGUUCUGUUCCACAGCCAACCACUCAAGCCUUUUUAACCUCUCAUGAAGCUACCAAUGACCUUGUGAGAACUCUUGCUGAAGCAAUCACAGCUAAUCGAGUUCCAAUCCCAGAACCUGAAGUUUUCAAAGGAGAUCCUCUCAAGUACAAUGAUUGGAAGCUUUCCUUCUUUACUCUGAUUGAGCGCAAGAACCUGCUAGCUCAAGAAAAGCUCUUCUUUCUACGCAAGUACGUUGGUGGCCCAGCCAAGAAAGCUAUUGAAGGCCAUUUCCUUGUAGGAACAGAAACCGCUUAUCGUGCUGCCUGGGACAUACUUGAAGACAGAUUUGGUAAUCCAUUCAUAGUUGCCAAGUCAUACCGUGACAAGAUACAUACAUGGCAUAAAAUUGCCCCCAAGGAUAGCGAAAAUCUUCGUGAGUUUGUUGAUUUUCUGAGCAGUGUGGAAUCAGCUAUGCCAUAUGUUCAAGGUCUACAAACUCUCAACGACUGUGUGGAAAACCAAAGGAUUACUGUCAAGCUCCCGGAUUGGUUGAGCUCACGCUGGAAUAGAGAAGCAACAAUCUAUCAGGAUGGACACAAAAUGUUCCCGGACUUUAGAUAUUUUGUAAGAUUUCUCAAUAUGGAGUCUCGUAUUGCAUGCAACCCCAUCACAUCAUUGUAUGCUGUGAAGUCAACUGACCAAGAAAGAUCAAAGCCAACAGAACGAGAACAGUCUAAGUAUCAACGAAAUCAAAACUUUAGUGCUAAGACUUUCACCACUAAUACAAUUGAGAAGACAAGCAGCACAUGCAUGUUUUGUAAGAAGAAAGGCCAUACUCUCCAUAGGUGUCUCAAGAUUAGGGAAAAACCUGUUGAAGAAAGAGUUAAGUUUGUACAACUGGAGAAAUUGUGUUUUGGCUGCCUUAGGAUAGGCCAUAACUCCAGAGCGUGUACAUCCAGGAGUGUGUGUGACUUAUGUGGAAAACAUCACCCUACUUGCCUACAUCAAGAUCGUGGGAAGAAAAACCAAGAACAAGCUGUAAGAAUAAAACCAGAAAGGCCAAAUGAAAACGGAGGACACACCAACCAACAGUCUGAAUCAAUUGAAAUACAGCAAGCUACCUCUAACAGAGUUGUUCAAGAGAAAAGCAGCACUCACACUUCAUCUAUUGUUCCAGUCUAUGUCUCCACGGCAAUGGAACCAGACAAGGAAGUUUUAGUGUAUGCGUUACUUGAUAGUCAGAGUGACACAACCUUCAUCCUGAAGGAUGCAGCUGUUACAUUGGGUGCCAGGAAAGAGUCAGUAAAACUUAAAGUGUCCACAAUAACAUCAAAAACAAAAGUGGUGAAUAGCCAAAGGGUGCAAGGACUACAGGUAAGAGGCAUCAGCUCUGACACUAAAAUCAAACUCCCAACAACUUAUACCAGAGAUUACAUACCAGCAAACAGAUCCCAUAUACCCACAAGAACUACCGCAAAGUCUUGGCCUCACUUAGAACAUUUGGCAGAUGAAAUGUCUCCUGAGCUUGAUUGUGAAGUGGGAUUGUUAAUCGGCUAUAACUGUCCACAAGCCUUACUUCCCAGAGAUGUCAUCUCGGGCAAUGAAACCCAGCCAUAUGCACAAAAGUCUGUGUUGGGUUGGAGCAUUAUCGGCUACAGCAGCACUGGUGUGGAUUAUGAUCAUGAGGAUGAAAUCGGUGUGAGCCACCGUAUCAUCAUAAAGAAAGUUCAGCCAGCUACCAAGGCUUUUACUGAGCUCAAGUCUGAGGUACAUUUUGUUUAUAGAACUCAAGUCAAGGAAAUGAUCACUCCAGCAGAUAUACUCAAGGUCUUUGAGGCAGAUUUUACUGAGAAGUUCAGUGAAGAAGUUCUAAUAUCACAAGGAGAUAUUAAGUUCUUGGUGAAGCUGAAAGAAGGAAUCAAGCAAAAGCCAAAUGGACAUUACGAAAUGCCAUUGCCUUUUAAGGAAGAGAAACCAAGCCUGCCAAACAACAAAGUGUGUGCACAACAUCGACUCAGAUGUCUGGGAAAACGUCUUAAGAAAGAUAAUCAAUAUCACAAGGAUUAUGUGGCUUUUAUGGAGGACAUCAUAACAAGAGGUGAUGCUGAAAAGGUUCCAGAGUCAGAGUUAAACGAUCGGACCACGUGGUAUAUCCCUCACCAUGGGGUUUAUCAUCCCCAAAAGCCAGGAAAGAUUCGUGUGGUAUUUGAUUGCUCGGCUAAGUUUCAGAAUACAUCGCUGAAUGAGCAUCUACUCACCGGGCCAGACCUUACAAAUACCCUUGUAGGGGUCUUGUGUCGCUUCCGCAAAGGACGAGUAGCCAUCAUGUGUGAUGUAGAGCGGAUGUUCCAUCAAUUUCAUGUCGCACCAAGUGACCAAGACUAUCUCAGAUUCCUGUGGUGGGAAAGAGGCGAUAUGGAGGCUCCACCUUCAGUGUUCCGCAUGAAGGUUCACUUGUUCGGUGCUGCAUCGUCACCUGGAUGCGCAAACUUUGGGCUCAAACACCUGGCUGCAGAAGGUGAAGGCAAGUUUAGUGAAGCUACAGUGAGGUUUAUUCAGCGCAAUUUUUAUGUUGAUGAUGGAUUAACAAGUUUGGACAGUGAAGAAGAAGCUAUCGAGCUUGUUAGAGAGGCAAGAGACCUCUGCAACACUGGUAAACUCCACUUACACAAAUUCAUUACCAGUAACAAGAAGGUGCUUGCCACAAUCCCAAAGCAAGAACUUGCAGAAGUUGUAGCUGACCUGGACAUGGCCUUGGGUGAGCACAAGAUGGAGCGGGCUCUCGGGGUCCAAUGGUGCAUUAGCUCAGAUAAGUUCCAGUUCAAAGUGAGGGUAAAGGAUCAUCCUUUCACCAGAAGAGGAGUAUUGUCAACAGUGGCCUCAAUUUUUGAUCCUCUUGGAUUUGUGGCACCUAUCAUUCUAAAAGGUAAACAGAUUCUACAAAGGAUGUGCCAAGACAAGGUGGGAUGGGAUGAGCAGCUUCCUGAUGAUCUCAGGCCGCGUUGGGAAGCGUGGCUCCAAGACCUUCAUAAUCUUUCAGUGGUAGAGAUACCACGGCACUACAUGCCAUUGGCAGCUAAGGAAGUUCAACAGUGUGAGCUUCACCAUUUUUCCGAUGCCAGUGUUUCCGGCUAUGGAAUGUGUUCUUACCUUAGGGUUGUUUCGAAGUCUGGAGAAGUCCAGUGUGCUCUUGUUAUGGCAAAGGCAAGGGUUGCACCGACAAAGUUAACAACGAUCCCAAGACUGGAACUCUCAGCUGCAGUCGUGGCCACAAGGUCGAGUGACCUGCUAAGGAGAGAAAUGGAGAUGGAAAAUCUACAGGAAUACUUUUGGACCGAUUCCAAGGUCGUCCUUGGUUACAUUAACAAUAAUGAAAGGCGAUUUCAUGUAUUCGUAGCCAAUCGGAUCCAGCAGAUCAAAUCGAGCACAGAACCAAGUCAAUGGCGAUAUGUUUGCUCAGAAAAUAACCCGGCUGACCAUGCCUCUCGCGGACUCAUGGCAAAGGAGCUUGUAGAGUCUAACUGGUUUACGGGACCUCGUUUCUUGUGGCAAAAGGACCUUCCUAAGGAGGAAGAGUUUAAGGUGAGAGAACUCAAUGAGGAUGACCCAGAAAUCAAAAGAGCACAAGUUCACACAACUGAAGCAAAUGAGGAAAAGUCCCUAUUAGACCGACUUCAGAAGUUUUCGGACUGGAAAAGAGUCGUAAGAGCCAUAGCAAGACUUAAGCGUCUUGCAAAGGAGGUGAAAGGUCUAAAAACAAGAUCCAAUGAAGUUACGACACUUGAAGAAAGAAUGGAGGCUGAACAAUUCAUAAUCCAUGCAGUUCAAGAAGAAGCGUUCAGUGAUGAAAUCAAGGCUCUUAAACAAAAGAAAGAGGUACAAAGGAACAAGUCAACCAAACUGCACAAGUUGAACCCUUUCAAGGACAGUCAAGAUAUCCUGAGGGUGGGAGGUAGAUUGACACAAGCAACACUCCAUCCUCAUGUCAAACACCCAGCUAUCCUCCCCAAAGGACAUCAUGUGUCUCGAUUGUUGAUAAAGCACUAUCAUGAGAAGGUGAAGCAUCAGGGUCGUGGAAUGACCAUCAAUGAAUUACGCUCCGGUGGGAUUUGGAUCAUGGGGUGUAGUAGUGAAGUUUCAUCACUCAUUUUCAAGUGCAUCAAAUGCAGAAAAUACAGAAAAUGUAAUCAAGAACAAAAAAUGGCCGACCUUCCCCCAGAGAGAAUGGAAGCUACCCCUCCAUUUACCUAUAGUGGUAUGGACUGUUUCGGACCAUUUUAUUGUAAAGAUGGAAGGAAAGAACUAAAGAGGUAUGGGCUUCUAUUCACCUGCAUGUGUUCACGUGCCAUCCACAUUGAGGUAUUGGAUGACCUUUCCACUGAUGCUUUCCUAAACGCGUUGCGCUGUUUUAUUGCUAUAAGAGGCAAUGUAAGUCAACUACGAAGUGACCAAGGCACAAACUUUGUGGGGGCACGCAAUGAAUUCCAAGAAUUAAUGAAAGGAAUGGAUCAAGAACGUGUGAAAGAGUUGGGAUGCAACUUCUUCAUGAACACACCUGCUUCCAGUCACAUGGGUGGGGUCUGGGAGAGGCAGAUUCGGACUGUGAGAAAUGUUCUCACAGCCAUUCUAGACCAGUCUUCUGGAAGAUUAGACAGCUCUUCAUUAAGAACAUUCCUGUAUGAAGUGAUGGCUAUAGUGAACAGUCGACCAUUGACCACGGAACAUCUUAAUGAUCCUUUAGGUCCUGAACCCCUAACUCCAAACCAUAUAUUGACAAUGAAGUCGUCAAUAAUCGCACCACCACCUGGUGAGUUUGUAAGGGAAGAUCUCUAUCUUCAGAAAAGAUGGAAGAGAGUUCAGUUCUUGUCUAAUGAAUUUUGGACCAGAUGGAGAAAGGAGUAUUUGCUGAAUCUGCAGCAGAGGAGCAAAUGGAACAAGGACAGGAGAAAUGCUAAAGUGAAUGACAUUGUCCUGUUGCAAGAUGAUGACGCACCAAGAAAUAAGUGGAAGCUGGCGAAGGUAGUUGAAGUCUUCCAAGGAUCUGACGGAAGAGUCAGAAAACUCAAACUGUUACUUAGUGACACAGCACUAGACAUUAGAGGCGCACGCUCACAUAAGCCAGUUUAUUUAGAAAGGUCAAUACACAAAACAGUACUACUGCUUGAGGCCGAAUAAGUAGCCUAGUUCUUCAUUGUUUUGUUUAUAUUUGAAUGUAUAUGCGUUUAUUUACAUCAUUGUUUUAGAAUGUUCUGUUUAGAAAGUCUAUUUUUGUGAUGUGAAUCACACAUUGUGUGAUGGUGGGAGUGUAAAUGCAGCCGGUAUUUUGAAUAUAUUUGAAAUACUCAUGUACUUUUAUUUUGACAUUCCGAAAACCGGAAGUAAGCCCCGUAACCAAAGCGCAGGGACCAAGCGCACAUGUAGCGAUUCAUGCUAGUUUAAUUCUUUAUACUCCCUGUUUCAACUGCGUAUAAGUUUAAGUAUAUUUGACUUUGAAGAUUGCUUCUGGGAAAUGACUCUGCCGUUGGUUGAGAAGCAGGCUAAAGUGGUCAGUAUUACUGUAUUCUUUAUUUGUCAUUUAUGUAUUGUUUUGCAAUAUUUGAUGUCUUUUAUUUUGUUUACUUGAACUUUUAGUUCUACGGUGUUAAAGUGUUAAUAAACAUCUGUGUAUGGAACC